UGAGCAAGCAGAGAUCAAAGCUGGCAUUUAUACAUUAGCUAUUUCUUUUUCUUUCAAAAGCCAUAGCACACUGUUACUAGCUAGCUAGAGCUUCCAUUGAAGCUCACCGUUAAUCUCCCACUACUUAUCUUUCUUCAAGCUAUAAUUGCUGAAAUCCUCGCACAUCAUCAACAAGCACAAAUUAGCUAGCUUCUCAGAUAUAUAUAUAUACAUACAUAUAUCCUUUCUGUUUAUUCUUUCUUUUAUUAAUAUAAGCUCUCUCUGAUACACUUUCCCUUUUAUAUCUUGCCUUUCAAGCACUCUCUUCUUCCUCUUCUUAUUUCUCAUUUCUUCUUCUAUUCAAUCUCUCUCUCUCUCUCUCUCUCUCUCACUCUCUCUCUCUGCAACUCCACCUCCAUACCUAGAGGGAGCAUGCCUGAAUGUCCAGAGAAAGGGAGAGAUUUGACGAGAUAGGCAAGAAGAUCAAGAGAGAAGCAGAUGCCUCAUCUCAAAUGGGAAGAAGACACAUGCUGGGUCCUCCUGGAACCCUAAAUACAAUUACUCCUUGUGCUGCCUGCAAGCUCUUGAGAAGAAGAUGUGCACAAGAAUGCCCUUUUUCUCCAUAUUUCUCCCCACAUGAACCCCAGAAGUUUGCAUCUGUUCACAAAGUUUUUGGUGCCAGCAAUGUCUCAAAGAUGCUAAUGGAGGUUCCAGAGAGCCAAAGAGCCGAUGCAGCCAAUAGUCUUGUAUAUGAAGCUAAUGUAAGGCUAAGAGAUCCAGUUUAUGGGUGCAUGGGUGCAAUUUCGGCUUUACAACAACAAGUUCAAUCUUUACAAGCUGAACUUAAUGCAGUAAGGGCUGAAAUUCUCAAAUACAAGUAUAGAGACGCAAAUAUUCUACCUUCUUCGCAUGUAGCUUUGCUUUCUUCUGGGGCUGUUACUGUUUCUGCACCUUCUCCAUCCUUAACUCCGGUGCCACCGCCACCGCCUCCUCCCCCUCCUCCUCCUCUUCCUCCUAGUUCCUCUUCUUCUUCCAUUUACACCCACCAGCCCACCAACGUCACCGACUUUAGCACCAUUGCAAAUGAAAAUGUCUCCUUCUUUGGUUAAUUAAAAUUUCUUACUGAUCUAAAAGGAAGCUAUUUAUUUCUCUGUCAUGAAUCAUCUGGUUGAGCAAUAAAAAGGAGGAAGAGAUUAAUUGAUACUGGUAUUUGAUUGGUUGAAGGAGUUGUUUAAUUAGUUUUUUAUUACUGUUAAUUAAACUGCUUGAUUGAGGCCUAUAUAUGUCAUUAGAUAUUGUUGGUUGAUAUGUUUCUUUCUUCUCCACUUCUUUUCCUUUAUACUGAAUUUCUUGUUUUUCACUUCUCUUGGAUCAUGUUUCUUAAGCCGUCCCAUCUAUCUUACUUCACUUCCUCCAUUACAAUGAUACCUGCAAAUGCUAUAACUUAAAGAAUAUUUUAACUGAUAACAGAUUCAAGGUCCAUCAAUGGUCUAAUUACUCCAUUGAGUUCUUUCUGAUCUUGGAAUGAAUUAAUGUGUGUGAACUCAUUGCACAUAUGCUAGAUGGAUCACUACCGACAGUUUUCGCGACAUGUUAGUCUGUGCCAUUGAUGAAGAAUCUGAAUGUUGCUUCAAGUGAUGGGAGACAAAAGGUAUGGCUGUGAUAAUCCCCAUAUGGAGGUUAGAAACUUCUUAAGUAUUUGAUUACAGUUUGGAAAACAUGUAGGAGAAGCUUUUUUUUUUUUUUUAAAUUACAUUUGUUAUAUUACUCUAGUACCCUUGUAUUAAUGAAUAGUUUGAAAACUACUAGUGUUUGAGAUUCUU
Hevea brasiliensis (rubber tree) is the source of this 1802-nucleotide messenger RNA. RefSeq names its product LOB domain-containing protein 15. The coding region runs from base 420 to 1088 and encodes 222 amino acids. The record is from RefSeq and is a predicted model, not a curated record. NCBI's taxonomy places the organism in Eukaryota, Viridiplantae, Streptophyta, Magnoliopsida, Malpighiales, Euphorbiaceae. The transcript is spliced from 3 exons.